AUGCGACUGGCAGCUCAAAGAUGCUUCGAGGUGACGCAUGGGUCUCCAUCGCUGACGGGCAUCACGGACGUUCACGUAUCGACAAAAGCCGUCGCUCAUUGGCUCCUGGCCCAUGACCCUAGCCCGGUUCAAAUAUCACCCGUCAUCGUAAAGGCGGCGAUAGAAAUGGACUUUACAACCGAGAAGAGAGCGGUCAGGGAAAGCAACGGCGGCGUCGCUAUCAAGACCGCAAAAUGGCACUUGCGCGGAGACGGUGCUUCACUAGCUUCGUCUCGGCCUAUGCCCAACGACAACCUUCGAAAGCAAGACGCGAAAAGAGCGUUUUUAUUAGUCCGGCCUUACUCGAGCCUCGAGGUCGACAUACAAGAAUUGUCAACAAGUGGAUGCGUUUCAGCCGAGGUGGCUCAAGGCUGGGAUGUGUGCAUAUUGAAAUCAAGAACGAGGAAGGAUUCCGCCGUAACGACUUCCGCAGGGCGGAGAUGCCUCGGACAUAAUGGAGCAAAAGACCGGUCAACCGCAGAAGUCCCGCGUGGCUUCGGUCAGAUUUCCCCGCUUGUUUCGCAAGUGGUCAUGAUGGCCAGGCUCUGGCUUGUCGUUGCCUCGCGUCAGGUUGUCGCGCCUCUAGAACGCGUCCCUCGGCGGCGGCUGAGGCUGGUUCUCGAUCAGAUAAGGAGCGAGGGGCUAGCUACUGUUACCUAUGCUGAAGCUACUGCGAACCAGAUGACUCAACAUCUGGGCAGAGUCCGGGCAGCACACAUAGACUGGACAAAUCAAAAGAUCAAGAGCGACGAAAUCAGACAGGCUUGUUCGGGAGGAGGGGACAGACCCACGACUACUUAUGGCCCUGCGGCAAAGAGUGAGCAGGCAUAA
Colletotrichum godetiae is the source of this 870-nucleotide messenger RNA. RefSeq lists its product as uncharacterized. Bases 1 to 870 code for a protein of 289 amino acids. The transcript has 4 exons. NCBI's taxonomy places the organism in Eukaryota, Fungi, Ascomycota, Sordariomycetes, Glomerellales, Glomerellaceae. The record is from RefSeq and is a predicted model, not a curated record.